Salvelinus sp. IW2-2015 is the source of this 878-nucleotide messenger RNA. Its product is annotated as low-density lipoprotein receptor-related protein 8. NCBI's taxonomy places the organism in Eukaryota, Metazoa, Chordata, Actinopteri, Salmoniformes, Salmonidae. Gene Ontology annotation, molecular function: Wnt receptor activity; calcium ion binding; Wnt-protein binding. The record is from RefSeq and is a predicted model, not a curated record. Gene Ontology annotation, biological process: canonical Wnt signaling pathway. Gene Ontology annotation, cellular component: plasma membrane.
CACAAUUACGUCAUUUCCACGUGCCUCUAACUGCAGACACAGAGUAAUGUAAACUUUCGUAGAAUACUUCUUACUCAGUUACUAACCUUCCAUUAUAUUUGGGGGGAGUGGACCUGCCCAGGGUUUCUGUGUACAGAUGGAGGUUGCGUUUCCCAGAGUGCUCUUUGUGACUGCACCGCGGACUGUCAUGACGGCUCUGACGAAUUCGAGGAUACCUGUGGUUUGCUCCAAUGUAAGAAGGAUGACUGCCUGUGGCAGUAGGCGAUGUGUAUCCCUCUUCCGCUGUGAUGGCACUGACGACUGUGGAUAAGAACUGUCAUAAGUCAUAUCCUGUCAUAAGAACUGUACAGCCGAGUCCUUCCUCUGUGAGCGGACAGGGAGCUGCGUUGCCAGGCAACUGCCCCGCUGGGCAGGAUGUGGGUCCCGACGCAUGUCCCUUUGGCCAGACCCGGGCCCCUCACACUUGCUUCAGCUCUGAGUUCAGUUGUGGGGACGGCCAAUGUAUGCCUCACUCCUGGAGGUGUGACCACUCGCCGGACUGUGCUGACGCGAGCGACGAGGACGACUGUGAUCAGAAUGAGUGUCUGGUGAGCAAUGGCGGCUGUUCUCACCUGUGUGUAGACCUGCCGAGGGGCUUCCUCUGUGACUGUCCCGCUGGUAUGAGGUUGGUGCACGACACCCAAUGUGAGGGUGAGUGGCAUCUCCGAGAGUCAUUGAUAGGGCCCAGAGUUUUUCCUGACCAUGUGAUGUGACCAAGUUAAAUUCAGAGACCAACAGUUGGUCCCAGGUCAUGUGUUUGUUGAAAAACGAAUGGCCCAGGGCCUCCCGGGUGGCGCAGUGGUCUAGGGCACUGCAUCGCAGUGCUAGCUGUGCCACCA